GGGGAAAGUUACGGUUACGGCUUGUUAUUACUUAAUAGAAAGAAUGAGGAAAGUGGUGCCGGUUUUACAGAUUCUCUUCCUAAUCUCACUUGUGAUUGAGAAUGUAAGAGGUUUUACAAAUGUGUACCCAAAAUUGAAGAGCUAUCCCGUUUCGGCUGAUGUAGAUGUUGGUGAACCACUUUUUUUAACGCCGUUAAUUGAAAGCGGUAAAAUAGAAUAUGCUCGUAACAAAGCUGUUGUACAACACAAAGAAAUGGAAGACAUCGGCAGUUAUGCCGGGUAUUUUACCGUGAAUAAAGAAUACAAUUCGAAUCUGUUCUUCUGGUUCUUCCCAGCUGUGCACAACCCAAAAACUGCGCCUAUAGUAUUAUGGCUACAGGGUGGUCCUGGGGCUACAUCCAUGUAUGGUUUAUUUAUGGAAAAUGGUCCAUUUUUUGUUAAUGCUAACAAAACCCUUCAAAAGCGCAAAUACUCUUGGAAUCAGUCUCAUAAUCUAUUGUACAUUGAUAAUCCUGUUGGUACUGGGUUUAGCUUCACUGACAAUGAUAAAGGAUAUGCUACUAAUGAAACACACGUGGGAAGGGAUGUUCAUACUUUAUUGGUUCAAUUCUUCCAAGUAUUCCCAGAACUUCAGGCUAAUGAUUUCUUUGUAAUUGGUGAAUCUUAUGCUGGAAAGUAUGUGCCUGCUGUAUCGCAUGCUAUCAAAGACUUUAAUAUCAAAGCAGAAACAAAAAUAAAUUUGAAGGGUUUAGCAAUUGGGAAUGGACUUACUGAUCCAGAAAAUCAGUUAUUGUACGGUGAUUAUUUGUAUCAAUUGGGAUUAAUUGAUGCAAAUGGAAGAGAUUUGUUUCAUAAGUAUGAAGAGCAGGGUAGAAGUUUGAUUAAACAAAAGAAAUUUGUGGAAGCCUUUGAUGUGUUUGACAUGCUUCUUGACGGUGACUUAAUUGAUCAUCCUUCGUUGUUUAGAAAUUUAACUGGGUUUGAUUUCUACUUUAACUACUUGCAUACCCAAGACCCAAGUGACUCUGACUCUAUGGCACAAUGGAUUCAAAAACCAGAUGUAAGAAAAGCUAUACAUGUUGGUAACUGCACAUUCAAUGUUGAAGCCACUAAAGUAGAGGAACAUUUGAAAGGGGAUAUUAUGCAGUCUUUGGCAGUUCUCAUAACAGAUCUAACCAAACAUUACAGAGUUUUAAUAUACAAUGGUCAGCUUGAUAUUAUUGUUGCAUAUCCCCUGACAGAAAAUUAUUUACGAAACCUCGAUUGGUCCGGUGCUGAAAAAUAUAAAACAGCUCCGAGAAAGUUAUGGUUGGUUGGAAAAGACUUGGCAGGCUACACAAAAACAGUCGAUAAUUUAACAGAAGUCUUAGUAAGAAAUGCUGGGCACAUGGUUCCUUUUGAUCAACCACAGUGGGCUCUUGAUCUUGUUACUCGUUUUACACAUAAUAAGAAGUUCUGAAUACUUUUAUAAAGUAUUUCAGUGGGAACGUGUGUACGAUAACUUAUCGUGGCUAUGAUUACACUUUAGUAGCUGUAAACGUGGUUAUAUAAUAAGAAUUUACGAAAGUUAUGUAUACUUUGAAAACGAACCUGGAAAAUACAUUUGUACUCAAUUUUUUAAGAAUCGAAUUAGUAAACGUUUAUUGAUAAUAAAA
This is a messenger RNA of Dufourea novaeangliae, 1655 nucleotides long. Its product is annotated as venom serine carboxypeptidase. Lineage: Eukaryota; Metazoa; Arthropoda; Insecta; Hymenoptera; Halictidae. Bases 44 to 1459 code for a protein of 471 amino acids. The transcript is spliced from 2 exons. Gene Ontology annotation, biological process: proteolysis. The record is from RefSeq and is a predicted model, not a curated record. Gene Ontology annotation, molecular function: serine-type carboxypeptidase activity.